AUGUCUCAGCUUGGAAGCUUGGCCGCAGACGGCGAUGUUCGCCUUCACGAGAAAGAGCGUGAGGCCAUUGAUAGCUUCCCUGUUGACUCCCCCGGUCCUGGUACCGUUCGCCCCCAACAUCGCAGGCUGCACGAUACCUCUGUUACCUUUGAGGAAUAUCAUCACUAUGCGAACCUGACUCGUGUCGAGGAGGACAAUUCCACUACCCCGGAGACUGGAUUUCUCACCAUUCUUUUCCCACCUAAGAGUGAUGGCGGUGUUCAAAAAAUUGAGGGAGGCAAGGAUGCUACUGCAUUGAAUACCAGUGAUCCAGCAACCCGCAUGACGAUUACCGAUGACGAGUGGAGUAAUGCGUCGCGUGCCCUAAGAACUGCUACUCGUGGUGCGAUCUUUUAUCUGAUCACUACUGAUAUUCUGGGUCCAUUCGGUCUCCCUUACGCAUUUGCGACUAUGGGUUGGGGUCCCGGUAUCGCUUUAUACACUGUUUUCGCUGGCCUUGCUGGAUACUCUGGAUACCUUCUUUGGGAUACCUUCCUCGGCUUGGACUCGUACCAAUUCCCCCUUCGCAGCUUUGGUGAUAUGGGCUUUCGUCUCUACGGCCCAUGGAUGCGCCACUUGUUCAACUUCCUCCAAAGUGUUCAGCUAUUGUUAAACGUUGGUCUGAUUGUGAUUUCUAACGGAGAGGCCUUGUCUCAAGCAGCCAAGUUCAAGCUCUGCUACAUCAUCUGCUGUUUGAUCUGGGCACUUGUUGGAUUCUUCCUUGGUCAGGUCCGUACCCUACAAAAGUUUGGAUGGCUCGCCAACGCUGCUGUUUGGCUGAAUCUGCUUUGCAUGUUUGUCACUAUGGGUGGUGGUGCUCACACUCCUCCCAACUACACUGCUUACACCGAGACUGCGGGCAUCACCAUCGGCAAUGGAUCAUCAGUCAUGCCUAUCACGAACGCCGAUGGAUCCAUCUCCUGGCCUCCCGUUAAAACCACCGCCGGUCUUCCGGAUCCUAGUGAUUUCACUGCAACCAUUAGCGGUGCGAUGCAGGCUGUCUUCGCCUACGGUGGUGCGAUGGUUUUCCCCGAGUUCAUGGCCGAAAUGAAGCGUCCCAAGGAUUUCUUGUCCGGAAUGUGGGCUGCGCAGACAUUCAUCUACGUUUGCUACAUGUUCUACGGUCUGUUCAUGUACGGCUACCAGGGACAGUACUCCAUCAACCCUACCUACCUCGGUAUCAGCAAGUACAGCAUCCAGACCACUGGUAACGUCUUUGCUAUGUUGUCUGGUGUUAUCGCUGCCGGUCUGUACGGUAACAUCGGUGUCAAGGUUAUCUACAGCAAUAUCUUCGUCGAGUUCUUCCGCUUCCCUCCUCUCACAACCAGAACUGGCAAGUUCAUGUGGGUCGCCCUGAUCCCAGUCUACUGGGCCAUCGCGUUCGUCCUGGCUGCCGGUAUUCCCAGUUUCUCUGGUCUUACGACUGUUGUUGCUGCAUUCUGUAUUCUGCAGUUCACUUACACCUUCCCUCCGAUGCUGGCAACACUUUUCUGGGUCCAGAAAUACGCCUUGGCAGAUGGUGAAGGCUUUGAUCCUACCACUGGUGCGACCGUGCUCCAAGACCGAGGCUUCAAGCGUUUCGCUCGUGGAUUCCGCAGCAUGGGCACCAAGCGCAUGGUUCUUAGCACCUUCAAUGUGUUCUACUUCUUGGGUGCGCUGUCUUUGGCUGGUCUUGGUGCUUACUCCGCUAUCAUCUCAUUGAAGGCUUCGUACGCGUCGAGCGUUACUACCGCGUUCACCUGCCACAGUCCUUUGGAUGGUUAG
Messenger RNA from Penicillium malachiteum, 1803 nucleotides. Its product is annotated as putative amino acid transporter. Gene Ontology annotation, cellular component: vacuolar membrane. Gene Ontology annotation, molecular function: amino acid transmembrane transporter activity. Bases 1 to 1803 code for a protein of 600 amino acids. The transcript is spliced from 2 exons. The record is from RefSeq and is a predicted model, not a curated record. Gene Ontology annotation, biological process: amino acid transmembrane transport. Lineage: Eukaryota; Fungi; Ascomycota; Eurotiomycetes; Eurotiales; Aspergillaceae.